UGUAACAGUAGUAUGAACUUUUUCGUACGUUUCUUCUCGCAAACCAAAAAAACCUUAAACGUUUAUGAAAUUGGAUCAAAAUCGAGAAUCCCUUCGCAAUGCUCUGAUUCCUCUGUGAUGAUGAGUUCUUCGUAAGAGAGUAGAAGCGAAGACGAAUCAAAUGAUGGCUCGAGAUAUGAACUAUCGAAGGUUUGAUUUUUGAUGGAGAACCGUGCUUCGAGAUCGUCACUCUUUGAUGGCCUUGAUGGACUAGAAGAAGGUAGAUUGAGAGCUUCGUCUUCGUAUCCUCAUGACGAACGUGACAACGAUGAAGCUUUGGAGAAUCUUCAGGACAGAGUUUCGUUUCUUAAGAGAGUGACUGGAGAUAUACAUGAAGAAGUUGAGAGUCAUAACCGCUUGCUUGACAAAGUGGGGAACAAAAUGGAUUCCGCGAGGGGAGUAAUGUCUGGAACGAUCAACCGUUUCAAGUUGGUCUUUGAGAAGAAGUCUAAUCGAAAAAGUUGCAAACUCAUUGCGUAUUUUGUACUCCUGUUCUUGGUCAUGUAUUACCUUAUUAGGCUAUUAAACUAUAUCAAAGGGUGAAAUUUGGAUGCAAGAAAAAAGGCAGUUUUACAUGAGAAUACUUGUUUGGUCUGGGAAUCCAGAAUAAUUUACACUUCCUUUUUUGGGUUGCUCCUGAUGAAUGAAUGAUGCAGACAGUGAACCAAAGUCAAGGGACCCAUAUUGAAAACAAGACAAAGAAAGAGAUUGUGAAGAGACUACUGAACUAACCGAAAGAAAAAGAAAAAAAUGUUAGAUAGAGACUUUUUUGUCUGAUGCAAAAUCAUCUCAUGUCAUUUCAUGUGUAAUGUAGCAAAAGCUUCUUUAUGAUUUGUCAACUAUUUGUUCGCAAACAAACAAGGUCUUGGAUCGUGUUAGCAAUUUUGUCUACAAAAAAGCUUAAUUGAUUGAUAAGCUUAAUUAUUA
Molecule: messenger RNA, 966 nt
Organism: Camelina sativa (false flax)
Lineage: Eukaryota; Viridiplantae; Streptophyta; Magnoliopsida; Brassicales; Brassicaceae
Product: bet1-like SNARE 1-2
Source: RefSeq, a predicted model, not a curated record